Molecule: messenger RNA, 747 nt
Organism: Eublepharis macularius
Lineage: Eukaryota; Metazoa; Chordata; Lepidosauria; Squamata; Eublepharidae
Gene: GRXCR2
Product: glutaredoxin and cysteine rich domain containing 2
Exons: 3
Coding region: 1-747 (248 amino acids)
Biological process (GO): sensory perception of sound
Cellular component (GO): stereocilium shaft; microvillus; stereocilium base
Source: RefSeq, a predicted model, not a curated record
AUGGAUGAGCUUCAGAAGAAACUGAACCAGAGACAUGAUGCGAGACCCCGCAAAGUGAGAUUCAAAAUCUCCUCUGCAUACAGUGGUCGAGUCUUAAAGCAGGUAUAUGAAGAUGGACAGGAACUUGAAAUCCCACAGGAAGAAUAUCCUCACAGUCUUCGACAUCGGAGCUUUGAACCCAGAGACCAUUUGUUUGGUAUCAGAGAAGCCCAAGAACCAAGGCUUUGCCCACCAGCUAAACUGAAUGCUCAGAGGAUCAGUGUAUUCAGAGAAGGGAGCAAGUAUACCCUCACAAGUAGCCCUUCCCUCUUAAAUGAGUACCAGGCAAAUGAGAACCGUCAUCCCCCCGUUUUAGAUUUUGGCAAGAUUAUCAUCUACACCAAUAAUCUGAAAAUCAUCCGAACAUCUAUGAAUAAGAAAGAACUGGUAAGAAAACUCAUUCAGAAUGAAGAUGUUGAUGACUGGUCCCUCAUGCACCGUGAAGGAGGAGGAGAAAACAGUUGCAAGAAAAGUGACGGGGACAUGAAGGAUACUGGACACCAGCUUGCACCCAAUCAGCACAUGCAAGAAGGAGAAGAUGAGAACAGCUGUUCCCAGUGUAAAGGAUCCGGCUCUGCACCCUGCUCUGUGUGCCACGGAAGCAAGUUUUCAAUGCUGGCAAACCGAUUUAAAGAAUCCUACAGAGCUCUACGAUGUCCUGCUUGUAAUGAAAAUGGCUUACAACCCUGCCAGACCUGUGCUCCAUGA